This is a messenger RNA of Aspergillus versicolor CBS 583.65, 912 nucleotides long. RefSeq lists its product as uncharacterized. Lineage: Eukaryota; Fungi; Ascomycota; Eurotiomycetes; Eurotiales; Aspergillaceae. The transcript has a single exon. Bases 1 to 912 code for a protein of 303 amino acids. The record is from RefSeq and is a predicted model, not a curated record.
AUGAAUCGUUUUGCUAUUGCUGAGAGCCGCAUUGGCGGCUUGGUCACAGUGAUGACUCCAGUUUCAUUGGCCUAUAUCUUCUGUCUAUGGUCAGGGCGAACGGUUCCCAAACUGGAUCAUCGUGCAGUGGCAUCGACAUGGUCGUUUUGUUCGAAACUUCGCGAGGCUAGGAUUUUUAUCCCCAUUACCAGCCUCAGAUCAAAAUCGCCCAAGUACACGGUGCCCACGGCGAGCAUUCACCCCGAAACCAUCGCAGUCAAGCCAACAGCCCCGAUCAAGGUCAAGCCUUUUUGGGGAAACCCAUUUUACAAAGCACCGAAAUUGCCACCAGGUCAAGUAUGUGCGCUUGUGGUUAUCAUGAUGAUCUGUUUUGCGACCCUUGUUUGGCUCUUUGUCGUUUGGACGGGACAGUCGACAAUUGAUGGGCAGUUUGAUGGACAGUCCGGUGAGAAGCUUCUCCUUCAUAGCACUCACAACGAGGGCCUUGGUUUAAUUGGGGAACCCGAAGAGGAUGAAGCGACUGUAGCGAAAUCAAGUAGCAUCAACCGCCAUAUUAAACACAUGAGGGAUUCUGCUGACAAGAUGAAAGAAAACUGUGACACUCUUGAUGAGACACACAAACAGAUUGAGACGAAGUUCGAUAGCCUGAGUUCCUCGAUAGAAUCUCUCAACGAGAGACAAGAAAAAGAAUCUAUCCUCAAGAAACAGGAGAAAGAAUCCGCCGCCGAGAAGCAAAAAGGACAUUUCGAGAAAGACGAUCCACAACUGGGGAAGCUAAUUAAUAAGUUUGAAACUCAAGGUCAACAGAUGCAGUGUCAGUUUCGGUUUUCGGACACAGGCUCGCUGGGGUACGACUCCAUGCCAGGCUCAUUUUCAACGACAAAUGACCGAACCCAGUCAGAAAGACCAUAG